Messenger RNA from Brugia malayi, 2709 nucleotides. RefSeq lists its product as uncharacterized. Gene Ontology annotation, cellular component: plasma membrane; cytoplasmic vesicle membrane. Gene Ontology annotation, biological process: endocytosis; molting cycle, collagen and cuticulin-based cuticle. The transcript has 20 exons. The record is from RefSeq and is a predicted model, not a curated record. Lineage: Eukaryota; Metazoa; Nematoda; Chromadorea; Rhabditida; Onchocercidae. The coding region runs from base 1 to 2709 and encodes 902 amino acids.
AUGCUACCACAGGGAAGGAUGCUGCCAAAAAAAGGCGCUAAUGCGAAAACACACUCAGAAGACACUAUUUUUGUACAGUAUCUCAAACGAUUUUUCAGGUUAACUGGCAGAAACGUUGCAGCUAAGCCAUAUUUCUUCAUCUUCAUUUGUUUAUUUAUUACUGUGCUGAGUUCAUCCUCUAUUUUAUUGACUAAAAUGACUAACGAUGUGACUGACUUUACGCCAAAAGAUGCACGAGCGCUCAGAGAAUUAAAGAUUUACAAUGAUUUUUUUGGCCAAAAAGGUUACCCGGUUGUUGUUUUUGUGUUCAUAACUGCGAAAGAUGGCGGUUCAAUGCUAGGAGUGGCGCAGCUUAAUGAAACUGUCCAGUUGCUUGACUUAAUUGUCAAUAAUGUAGAAAUAAGAAAUGAACAAAUGAAUGAAACACGCAUUUUCGCACAAUUUUGCACAAGCUUUUGUGAAGCAAACGAGCCAGUUCGGAAUGUUUAUAAUAGUCUCAUGAUAAAUGAGCAGUAUAAUGGAACUUCGGCGCAAAUUGAUCUUGCUUACCCAGUAAGCACCAUUCUCGGCCAACGAUUUCGCAUCGAUGACAAUUUCUUUGGUGUAGAAGUCGGGAAAAGGAAUAGCUUGUUGGGUGCUCGUUUGGUGUUAUUGCAAUUUCGAGCUAUACUUCAAGGUGAUAUUGAUAGUACCGAUGCUGAACGAUACGAAAUGGCAGUUAACAAUUUCAUACAGAAAAACUUUACGUCGAAUAUAAUUAAUGCCGUUACAAUGUCAUCAACAUUUAUAACAGCUGAAAUUGUGCGUGCCGGCAUUAGUUUAUUACCAUUCACUGCAAUUGGAUUCAUUAUCAUGUGCAUAUUUUCUACUGUAACAACAAUUAUCAGUUCUGUGCUAGUUUCGCAGUUUCACUAUUUGCAGGUGGUAACAGCAAUAGCAGCUUGUGUGUCACCACUUCUAGCCUGCAGUACAGCUCUUGGCUUUCUGUUAUGGGGCGGUCUACGAUUUGGCUCCAUCCUGUGCGUUACACCGCUUUUAGUUCUGGCCAUUGGUGUUGACGAUGCCUUUUUGAUGAUGAACCACUGGCAACAGACCUAUCAACAGAAAAUGUUAACUAAGGAACUUUCAAAGGAAAGACUAAACAAAAGAAUGUGUAAUAUGUUGCAAGAAGUCGGUCCUUCAAUUACAAUAACGACUUUAACAAAUGUGUUAGCAUUUGGAGUUGGAGCACUUUCACCAAUACCCGAAAUUCAAAUUUUUUGCAUCGGAAACGCUACAGCAAUGAUCGUUGAUUUCAUCUAUCAGAUUACACUAUUCGCUGCAAUAAUGGUAGUAGUAGGACGUUGUGAAUUGCAAGCCGAAAAGUCUAAGUAUCCGGUAGAAUAUAAGAAACUUAAAAAGUUGGACGAUUUAAACUCCUUACUCAAGAAUUUGCUAAACAAAUAUUGCUCUGUUUUGUGUACUACAUCAUUCUCAGUGCUGACCGUUGCUGGUUUGCUCUUGUACUGGUCAUUGUCGAUAUAUGGGGCCGUAACUAUCAGUAUUGAAUUGAAGCCUGAGAAACUGAUAAAGCAUGAUUCAGAUAUUGUCAAGGUCUUACAACUACGGGACGAAUAUAUCAUGCAGCAUUGUGCUCCAACACUUAUAUUCGUGGGUAGACCAGGAAAUCUAAACAAUCCUAAUAAUAUUCUUAUGUUGCAGAAAAUCGCAGAGGAUUUUGAAGCAUUACCGAGUUCGCUGGGAAAAACAGCAACAAAGUUUUGGCUAAGAGAUUAUAUGGAUUUUAUUGCGAAUGCGGAACAAGUUUCAUUUGAUAGUUUAAUUGACAGCAAUCGGAAUUUAACAGCAAUUACCAUCAAACAAUUUGACCUACAGAAUUUCCUUACUUGGCCAGAAUUUCAUCAUUGGAAUGGAUUUGUGCAGUUCGAUCUCGAUAAAAAUGGUAUGGGAUAUUUGAAAAGUUAUUUCUUCAUGAUAUCAUCACGCUCUGAUCUCAGAAAAUGGUCUGCUCGUGCAAAACUGCUGAAUCAAUUGCGAAAAGUUGCUGAUCGGUAUGCAAUGCAUGAAGUAAGUGUUUUCGAUGAUGAUGCAAAAUUUCUGGAUAUAAUCGAAAUAUUAGUGAAUCAGACAGUUCAGUCGUCUAUCUUUACAGUGCUUUUUAUGAUGUUUGUUUGCUUUAUUUCUAUACCACAAUGUACUGCAGUAAUCGUCGCUACAUUCUCCAUAAUAAGUAUUUUUAUUGGCGUGCUUGGCUUGUUAUCAUUAUGGAAUGUUGAUUUGGAUCCAAUCGUUAUGUCAGCAUUGAUAAUGUCUAUCGGUUUCAGUGUCGAUAUUCCAGCUCAUGUCGCUUAUCACUUCUUUCUAGCUGAUGAAGAUACAACCGAAGCUUCUCUUCAACACUGCCUUAGAGAAAUCGGAUUUCCAGUGCUGCAAGCUGCAUUCUCAACAAUGCUUUGCGUCCUCAGUCUCCAAUUUAGCGAUCUUCACAUGGCUCUUGUCUUCGUGAAAACGAUGUCACUGGUCAUAAUAAUCGGUUUCAUACAUGGUUUAGUCAUAAUACCGGUACUGUACUGUAUUAUAUCCCGCAUUCGAUAUCCACGAAGAAAGGUAGUAUUCGAUAUCACUGCUACAACCUGUCCAAAAGCCGUUGCAGAAGAUAAGACUGCUAAGCUGACAAUUGAUACAGAAUUGAAAAUUUCCGCUCUAUAA